Messenger RNA from Periconia digitata, 738 nucleotides. Lineage: Eukaryota; Fungi; Ascomycota; Dothideomycetes; Pleosporales; Periconiaceae. The record is from the annotation of a GenBank genome assembly.
CUCUCAACCACAACAACUAUGGCUUCCAGUUUGAGACCGCGCAUAGUCUCCUUCUAUGAUCCUGACACUGCAGGCACUGAUAGUCGAGACCGAAAGCUCCAAGACAUCCUCGGGUGGUCAGACCUCGAAUUGGAGCGAAGCCAUGAUUAUAUCCAGUGGUUGUUCCCACUUCCUGAGGGCUCCGUGUUCAAUUACAACGCCCCCAUCAUUGACCAAGAAGUUAUGGAAGCUUUCCGCGGCCAGCAAAAUUUACAGCAGGGACUUCGGUUGAGCUUCAGACGCAUCAUACAAUUCUAUGGUUUCACUAUCUCGGAAGAAGAAGCAGCCCCAGUCAUCACACCUUUACUAGGCAAUCAGAACGACACCACCUCCGCCGCUCAACCAGACUUGUCUACACCCCCUGAGGCUACCAGCUCAUCAUCAUUCCCUUCAGAAUCAAGCGUAUACCGAGUCGUUCGUGGAGACAACUGGGGACUAGCGCAUCGCAAUUGGACUGCCCCAAUGAACCACAAUCAUCUCCGUAUCAGCCGCAUCCUGCGUUCUCUGCGCGUACUCGGCCUUCAACGAGAGUGUACUGCCUUCUACACCGCUCUCAAAGAAGCCUUUGACUAUCCUGAAACCCGCAUUGGCGCGAAGUCGAUGAUGUUCUGGACGCGCGCUACUGAGCUGCCUUUAUGGAUUGCGCCAGAUGGUGAGAAGGUCGCUUGGUUGAAGAAUUGGGAGGAAAAGAACGCAUAG